Cyprinus carpio (common carp) is the source of this 2305-nucleotide messenger RNA. RefSeq names its product thromboxane-A synthase-like. The record is from RefSeq and is a predicted model, not a curated record. Lineage: Eukaryota; Metazoa; Chordata; Actinopteri; Cypriniformes; Cyprinidae. Gene Ontology annotation, molecular function: iron ion binding; oxidoreductase activity, acting on paired donors, with incorporation or reduction of molecular oxygen; steroid hydroxylase activity.
UGGGAAUUUUUUUUUUUUUUUUUUCAGUUGCAUAAAAACUACAUUUUCCAGAACGCCUCAGUGUGAUCACAAGCGGUUGUUGUCAAACACAGGAAAGCCAGAGGUGAGAGUCACAGGUCUCAUCAUGCAGCCGUUAGUCGACAUUCUGAAAUGGUUUGGAGUUGAGGCGAGUGGAUGGUCUGUGUCUGUGUGCCUUUUUCUGCUGUUCCUCAGCCUCCUUUACUGGUACUCCAUCUCCCCUUACUCUGUCUUGGAACGAUGUGGCAUCAAGCACCCAAAGCCCUCACCGUUUUUUGGGAACCUCAUGAUGUUUCGAGACGGUUUCUUUAAGGCACAAUCUGACCUAAUAAAGAAAUACGGACGGAUUUGUGGUUAUUAUAUAGGCCGGCAGCCUAUAGUGAUCAUAGCAGACCCAGAUAUGCUCAGACAGGUGAUGGUCAAGGAAUUCAAUAAGUUUCCCAACAGAAUGACUGUCAGGGGCAUAACUAAACCCAUGAGUGACAGUCUGGUCAUGCUGAAGGGCGAACAGUGGAAACGAGUGCGCAGCAUCCUCACACCGACCUUCAGUGCUGCCAAGAUGAAAGAGAUGGUUCCCCUCAUCAACACGGCCACAGAGACGUUACUGAGAAACCUGAAGAGCCAUGCUGAGUCCGGUAACAGCUUCAACAUCCACAAGUGUUUCGGCUGCUUCACGAUGGACGUAAUUGCCAGUGUGGCAUUUGGUACGCAGGUGGACUCUCAAAACAAUCCCGAUGACCCUUUUGUGCACCACGCCUCCAAGUUCUUCGCUUUCACUUUCUUCAAACCCCUCAUGCUUUUCUUCAUGGCGUUUCCAUGUCUGCUUCAGCCUCUCGCUGGUCUGCUUCCCAGUAAAUCAAGAGAUGAGAUGAACAGCUUCUUUAUUAAAUGUAUCCAGAAGAUGAUUAAACAGAGAGAUGAUCUUCCCCCAGAACAGCGGAGGCGAGACUUCCUGCAGCUGAUGCUGGAUGUCAGGGCCAGCAGCAAGUAUUUGUCUUUGGAGCACUUUGAUGUGGUCAAUGACACCGAUGAACAGGCUUGCACCGAACAGGGGAUGGACAACGGACAGGAAAACGCACCAGGAAACGAGUCCACCAAGCGUGCCCAGCAGAAGAGAAUGAUGACGGAGGAUGAGAUUGUCGGUCAGUCCUUCAUCUUCCUGUUGGCCGGUUAUGAGACAAGCAGUAACACACUAGCAUUCACAUGCUACCUGUUAGCACUCCAUCCAGAGUGCCAGAAAAAACUCCAAGAGGAAGUGGAUGAAUUCUUCAGCAGACAUGAGACUGCAGAUUACUCUAAUGUCCAAGAGCUGAAGUAUUUAGACAUGGUUAUAUGUGAGUCUCUCAGACUCUACCCACCAGCGUUCAGAGUGAAUCUUGGGUUUGGUGUAUUUCAUCACAGCGUUGCACGGGAUGUUGAUCAAGACACUGUGGUGAACGGCCAGCUUCUACCUAAAGGAUCAUCUCUGGAAAUAUCUACAGGUUACCUCCACUAUGACUCAGAGCACUGGACUGAACCUGAGAAAUUCAUCCCGGAGAGGUUCACUCCAGAAGCCAAGGCCAGCCGGCACCCGUUUGUGUAUCUGCCGUUUGGAGCGGGGCCACGCAGCUGUGUGGGCAUGAGAUUGGCCCAGUUGGAGAUUAAAAUGGCUCUGCUUCACAUAUUUAGGCGGUUUAACGUGAUGGCCUGCGAGGACACUGAGGUUCCUCUGGAGUUGAAGUCGCACACUACCCUCGGACCCAAGAAUGGUAUUUUGGUCAAAAUCACCAAGAGGGAGAAUUUUGAGGAUGAGUCCUGAUAGAUUUUAGGUGUCAGCUGGACAGUCUGAUUCUAAUCAAUUCUAAUCAAUUCUAAUCAAAUUAUUUAGAAAUCUAAACUCUUAUUCACCCUUAUUCAGCAACAUAGAGUAAUCAUCAUUACUAUAAGAAACCACCCAGAUGACUAUCAGCACAUAUGCACAUUUUGUUACUGAAGCCAAUGAAAUGUAAGACCUUUAAUGUAAUACAACCAAUUAUAUGGAAGAUAAUCAGAUGUAAAUGAUUUGAUAGAAGGAACUGGGAUUGGACACGUCUUACCUUAUUGCCAGCGAGAUAUUUGAACUUACGAUGAUUAUUUGACAAAUUUUAUAUUACAUUAAGUUGCAAUGAAGUUCUGAAUGAUGUGAUUUGUAAGGUUUGGGUGUACAGAUUGUGCUGCAAUGUGAUCGUUUACUCAGGACAUGAACUGUAUAAACUCUAAAUGAUUUGAAAUCAAAAGUAUUACUUAAUAAAUGGUUUAUCAGUCAGAA